Molecule: messenger RNA, 1865 nt
Organism: Sphaeroforma arctica JP610
Lineage: Eukaryota; Ichthyosporea; Ichthyophonida
Product: serine hydroxymethyltransferase 2
Exons: 10
Coding region: 169-1563 (464 amino acids)
Biological process (GO): tetrahydrofolate interconversion; L-serine catabolic process; folic acid metabolic process
Cellular component (GO): cytoplasm
Molecular function (GO): zinc ion binding; cobalt ion binding; glycine hydroxymethyltransferase activity
Source: RefSeq, a predicted model, not a curated record
GUCUGAACUGUGAACAGUGUGUGCUGUGUUGUUGAUGAUAAUCAGAUAUGAUAUGAUACACAGAUGCUGUAAUUUUAUCGUAGAGGAUAUUUAAAAUUGAUAUAAAUAUACUCGUAUUAGUAUAGAGCAAGUUCCACACUCGUUCUCGAACAAACAUUAUCUAACAUCAUGACUAUGGACGCUAUGUUGAGCCGUCCCUUGAAAGAGGAGGAUCCUGAGAUCUACGACCUCAUCGAGAAAGAGAAGAACAGACAAUGGCGUGGGCUGGAACUGAUUGCCUCAGAGAACUUCACCUCUGCGGCAGUCAUGGAGGCGAAUGGAUCAUGCCUAACCAACAAGUACUCCGAAGGUCUGCCUGGUGCCCGUUACUACGGUGGUAACGAGCACAUUGAUGUGUUGGAGACUCUGUGCCAACGUCGUGCGCUCGAGGCAUUCCGUCUCAGCGCAGAUGACUGGAGCUGCAAUGUACAGCCUUACUCAGGCUCGACCGCCAAUUUCGCGGCUCUGCUGGCCAUGAUGAAGCCCAACGAUCGCCUGAUGGGACUUGACCUGCCCAGUGGGGGCCAUCUGACCCACGGCUACCAAACAGCCAAGAAGAAGAUCUCGUCCACCUCCAUCUUCUGGCAGUCUAUGCCCUACCAGGUGGACCCCGAGACAGGGUAUGUGGACUAUGACCGCCUGGAAGACCACGCGUCGGUGUUCCGCCCCAAUGUGCUGAUUAUGGGCGGCAGUGCAUAUCCACGUGACUGGGACUACAAACGCAUGCGUGCUAUCGCCGACAAGCACGGCGCUUAUCUCAUGAUGGACAUGGCGCACAUCUCUGGCUUGAUUGCUGCGGAGGUGCAGGGCAAUGCCUUUGAUUACUGCGAUGUAGUCACCACCACCACACACAAGACUCUGCGUGGACCACGUGCGGGUAUCAUCUUCUUCCGCAAAGCGCAGAGUGGUGAACGUUUGGCUGAUUUGGAGUCGCGCGUUAACUUCGCGGUGUUCCCCUCCACCCAGGGUGGCCCCCACAACAACACUAUCGCCGGUAUUGCGGUGGCCAUGAAGCAGGCGUGCACGCCCGAGUUCAAACAGUACGCCAAACAGGUCAUUGCUAACAUGCAGGCGUGUGCUGCCAGACUGAGUGAGCUGGGAUAUACCCUUGUCACCGGUGGCACGGACAACCACUGCUGUCUCUGGGAUGUCCGACCUCAGGGUCUCACCGGAUCCAAGCUAGAGAAGCUGUUUGAGCUAAUCAGCGUCACCAUCAACAAGAACAGUGUGCCUAAGGACACGUCUGCUCUGUCGCCUGGAGGUGUGCGUCUGGGUGCGUGUGCCUUGACGUCACGUGGCUUCUUAGAGAGUGACUUUGUUGAGGUGGCUGACCUCCUGCACGAGGCGGUGCAAGCGACUCUCGAGCUGCAGAAACAGACUGGCAAGAAACUGAAGGACUUUGAGGCAGGACUAGCCAACUAUAGCCCUAGUCUCCAGGAGCUCAAAAACAAGGCGGAAGCACUGGCCACCCGCUUCCCAAUGCCUGGAUAUGACUGCAAAGACAUGACUUACAACACCUUGUAGAGAGUUUGGUGUGGUCUUCUGUGCUUCGGUGGUGCAGCGAUCGGUACUAAAGCAUCGCAUGUGCACAUGUGGGCGUGACAAUACGCUUGCUUGGGCAUGCUUGUGCGAUGUCGGUGGCUUUCUCUUUCUUUCUUUGGCUAUGAACCUGUGCACGUAAGAAAGAAGUCAAGUACGUAAGGUAUGACACUGGAAGUGCGGAAUCACAACUGUUCUUCGACCAGGAGUGGAACGUGAUUUGGAAACCCAAAGGCGAAGUAAUUAUUAGACGAUUAAACGAAUGAUUUUUGAAUUGUUUUAAUGCA